GUCGGCUUCCUUUUUAUUAUGCGUACUGCCCAGUCAUUCCUGUCCACUCUUGUCUCUGUCGUCCUUCCAAGUCAUCCUCGUCCUGUGUAUUCAUAUCCUCUCCCGAAAAAAAGUACCCCACAAUGAAUGAAUAGAAGCUUGUCCAGAAAUCAGUGCUUGACGAGUUUCCUUUGUCACUCUACUUCCUUCCUCUCUUUUUCCUCUUUUCCUCUUUUCCUCUUUUCCCCUUUGUCGAGUGAUUCACCUAAUUCCAUCACCAACUCCAACAAUUAAUUGCUCCUCGACGUCGACCGCCGUUUUUUCGCUUCAUUUCUGGCCUUCGCCAUUUUUAUUUUAUUUUAUUUCUCAUUCAUUUUUCUCUGCUGGCUCAGAACUACUAGCAUCGGCUUCUUACAUUCUUCGAUAGAAUCAACAUGUUUUCCUCACGGAAUCGCAAGGAGGAGGCGGCCUACCCGGCCGUCCCCGACUCUCUCAGGUCGGACUCGCUCAAGAUGGCGGAACUUAGAAAGACGCAACAAGCGCGAGCCGACACUUCCCCUGCCAUAACACCAUACCUCAGUCUUCAAGCCAGGCUCUCUCAGAUCUGGCUGAACCGCUGGACGAUCUUGCUAUUACUCGUCCUCCUUAGAGUCAUCCUGCUCAUCGCCAGCCUCAACGACAAUGUCGACGACGCGAAUCAAAAAGCACUCUCUGCUUGCACAAAGGUCGAAGAUAUCGGCAGCGCCAUGGCCUCCAUGCCUCACUACCUCUCUGUCGGCGUCAACGAGCUAUCAGCCAAGGGCAUCGAGAAGACCCUCGACGGCAUGGUUGCCGCACUAGGUCUAAUCCUUACUGGUGUCCAGAAUCUCAUCAUCUUCGUCAUCAACAUGAUGACCUCGAUGUACACCUGCCUCAUCACUGCCUUCAUCCAUGGCGGUCUUGACGUUGCCUCUGACGUGACCAAGAAGGUCACCGACGCCAUGAACAAGGUGGUUGGCGACAUCAGCAACACCAUUGAUGGUAAGGCCAAGAGUCUCUCAGACGGCAUCAACAAGGCCGUGGACGCAAUCGAAAACUCCGUCCUCGGUAGCGUUCUGCCUGACUUCCCCAAGGUCGACUUCUCUGGGCCCGUCAAUGACCUGCGCGACAUCAAGAUCGACUCCAGCGGCUUCGUCAGUGACAUCAACAAGCUCAACGACGACCUGCCCACCUUUGAGGAGGUUCAGAAUAUGACGGCCCAGGCCAUCUCGUUCCCUUUCAACCUGCUCAAGCAGACUGUCAACGAUGCCUACAAGGGCUACAAGUUCGAUCGAUCAGUCUUCCCUGUCGCCCAAAAGCAGGCGCUCCAGUUCUGCUCGACCAACAAUAACAUCUCCGACUUCUUCAACAACCUGCGAGACAUGAUUCAGAAGGCUCGCAUUAUCUUCAUUGUCGUUCUCUGCAUCUUGGCUGUGUUGGUCAUUGCACCCAUGGCUUGGCUGGAGAUUAGGCGCUGGAGACGCGAGCGAAAGCACGCUCAGAUCAUGGCGAGCAACCAGUACGACUCGAUGGACGUGGUCUACAUCGCCUCCCGCCCAAUGACCGCUACCUGGGGUAUUAAGAUUGCUUCCAAGUUCAAGGGCCGUCGCCAGAUCUUGGUUCGCUGGGCAAUUGCGUACGCCACAUCACUUCCCGCUCUCUUCGUCCUGUCUCUUGCUAUUGCUGGCUUCUUCUCCUGCUUGUGCCAAUACGUCUUGCUCAAGGCUGUCGAAAGAGAAGUGCCCGCCCUUGCCAACCAGGUCGGUGAAUUCGCCGGGGAAGUCGUCACCUCGCUCCAGGAUGUCUCCAAGCAGUGGGCCGACGAUGCCAACGGUGUCGUGCUGUCUACACAGAACGAGAUCAAUCAAGACAUGCUCGGCUACGUCACGAACGCUACUUCGGCGGUCAACGACACGUUGAACACAUUCACCAACACCAUGACAACUGGUCUGGAGACUGUCUUCAACGGCACCAUCCUGAUUAACCCCAUCAAGGACGUCAUUCGCUGCACUAUUGGCCUCAAGGUCGAGGCUGUCCAGAAGGGACUUACUUGGGUCCAUGAUCACUCGCAGAUCUCGUUCCCUCUCUUCGACAACGAUACCUUCAGCCUCGGCGCUCAAGAGUCUAUCUCGGGCGACUCAGAUCUCAAGACCUUCCUCUCGUCACCCUCAAGCGUGUCAACGGACGAGGUGACCGGUGCCGUGACUCACGUUACCGACAUGCUCCGACGGGGCAUCAUCAAGGAAGCGCUCAUCUCUACUGGCAUCCUUCUCAUCUACGUCAUUGUCGUUCUCAUCGGCAUCAUCCGCGCCUUGGUUGGCAUGGCUAUGCCUGACAAAGGCCGUGGUGAGGGCGGUUUGCGCUACACCGGAGACGACCGCCCAGCGAUGAGUCCGAGAAGCCCGCCCAGAUACCAUGGCAACGACUCUCGAUUCCCACAAUUUGGUAGCGACGCGUCUGCUGUGGACGAUGACCACUACUCGGGCAUGCGAGAUGAGAAGGCCCUAAAGAAGACGAGCGUGCAGAGCGGCAGGGCGCAGCCCACAGAGGGUCAUCAACGACAAAGCUCGUAUGGGCACCUCGACACAGCAUCAUCAACCAAGUUUUAGAACGGUAUCUACGAAGUAUCAACAACAGAAGGAGAAAAAGACAAAAAAAGACAAAGAGGUUGGAGACCUUUAUACCUCCGGCCUGGGCUGGACCGAGCGCCGAGAGAUACCCCUCAUUUACAACAGGUCUGAAAGAGAGAUAAUACGAAGAGCAUGAUAUUUGGGCGUUGGACCAUGACUAUCAGGUAUUUCGAAUUUUUGAUGGAAUGGGAAAGGGAUGGAGAGGGAAUACUUCAAAAAGAUACCAACGGCUCAGUCGCCGCACCGUUUGUUUUCGAUUCUACGAAGAAUCUCAUUUUUUGCGCUCUGAUUGACACCAGUCAUCAAACCUACUCAUUCCCUGGAAUGAACUUUUGGUUCUGUAGCAGCGUCACCGACUGCCAGGAUGUCUACUCCGGUAUAUACCUCUAGGCAGUUCAAGAUUCAAUAUACUGCUAGCUGCAACCAAA
Messenger RNA from Colletotrichum phormii, 3055 nucleotides. Its product is annotated as plasma membrane fusion protein PRM1. The record is from RefSeq and is a predicted model, not a curated record. Bases 414 to 2606 code for a protein of 730 amino acids. Lineage: Eukaryota; Fungi; Ascomycota; Sordariomycetes; Glomerellales; Glomerellaceae. The transcript has a single exon. Gene Ontology annotation, cellular component: mating projection tip.